Messenger RNA from Debaryomyces hansenii CBS767, 1326 nucleotides. RefSeq names its product Golgi transport complex subunit. The transcript has a single exon. Gene Ontology annotation, biological process: cytoplasm to vacuole targeting by the Cvt pathway; intra-Golgi vesicle-mediated transport. The record is from RefSeq and is a predicted model, not a curated record. Gene Ontology annotation, cellular component: COG complex. The coding region runs from base 1 to 1326 and encodes 441 amino acids. NCBI's taxonomy places the organism in Eukaryota, Fungi, Ascomycota, Pichiomycetes, Serinales, Debaryomycetaceae.
AUGUCAGGAAUAUUGUUGGACACACUCCUGGAGGAUUUAGAUCCAACUUUAGCGGAAUUUCUUAAAUCUAAUUCCGAAUUACGACAAAUAUCGGAGCAGUAUUUGGUAGACUUAUUGAUUAAUGAUGAUUUACUAUGUACGGAUACGUAUACAACUACCAGUAAGAGUUCGAAUACUGAUGUUUCUAACGUAGAAGGUCAACCAAGGACCUUGACGGAGGAAAUUGCAGAAUUGGAUCUGCAACAGAGAGAAAUAAAAAUGCAGCUAGCAUCCAUAACGAAUAACAAUAGAGAUUUGAUUAUCGAUAUAAGCAAAGACUUGACUAGCAUCCGAGAAGAUGUCAAUUCAGGGUUUGAUAAAGAAAUUAAUUCGAUGAUAAAGAUUUUGGAUAUGGAAAAUUCUAAUGGGGAGAAGUUUGAAAUUCCAGAAAAUGAAAGAUUGAAUAAUACAAUGAUCACGUAUAAUUCGAUAUUAUCGAACAUUGAUUCAGUUUUGGACUUACUUGAGCUUCCAACCCUCUGCAAAGUUUGUAUAUUACAAGGAAAUUAUCAGGAAUCUUUAGAGAUAUCAAUAUUGGUCCAGACAUUAGUCAUUAGGUUCCCGAAUUUAAAAAUAUUCCAGAAUAUACAUUAUCAAGUAGAACAAGAGUUGAAACUAAUGGUAAAAGGUCUAAUCAAACUACUCAAUACAAACUUGAAACAAAACAAUAUAUUAAAGAUUUUCCAGAUUUUGAAUAAGCUCGAUCUUUUGAAUUAUAAUACUUCUUCUGCUAUAUCGUCUUCAGUAAAUGUUACAUCAAAUAAGAAGUUGCAGAAGGACAAAUUUUUAAAGAUAGUAUAUCUUAAUGCAAGAUUCAAGUUCAUUAUAAAUGAAUUAUCGAAUUUGACUCCUUUACUAAAAUUUAAUAAGCUAACAUACUUGAAAAGAUAUAUUGAAAUUUAUAGAGAGUUCAUUUUUAACUCAUUAUCAAUUUAUCACGCAAUUUUUAACUUCUCACCAGCAUCCAAUGAUAUAGAUAUAAAACAUGAAGAAGACAAUUUGUUGAUAAGUCAGUUUAUCAAGAAUUUGGCUUCCUUAUUGGCCGAAGAAUUAAAGAAAUAUUUACCUGAGCUUAUUGCACCUAGCGAGAAGGAUGAUAAUAUUGACAAGCAGACGCAAAAAGACGGAUUAAUAUUACAAAUAAUUUACCUUUGUCAAUCAUUGGCUAAGUAUAAUGUUGAUUUCGAAAGCCUCAUAACUUGGGAAUUGUGUUAUCGUAAUAAUUCAAUACUUUCAGAGGAAGAUUGGUUAAAGAAUAUGGCCAAAGUUAAGAAAUUCAGAGCAUAG